Messenger RNA from Drosophila ananassae, 1870 nucleotides. RefSeq names its product probable methylmalonate-semialdehyde dehydrogenase [acylating], mitochondrial. NCBI's taxonomy places the organism in Eukaryota, Metazoa, Arthropoda, Insecta, Diptera, Drosophilidae. Gene Ontology annotation, cellular component: mitochondrion. Gene Ontology annotation, biological process: L-valine catabolic process; thymine catabolic process. Gene Ontology annotation, molecular function: methylmalonate-semialdehyde dehydrogenase (acylating, NAD+) activity; malonate-semialdehyde dehydrogenase (acetylating, [NAD(P)+]) activity. Bases 136 to 1698 code for a protein of 520 amino acids. The transcript is spliced from 2 exons. The record is from RefSeq and is a predicted model, not a curated record.
AAGUGGGCAAAACAUCGGCGGCUGCGUUCAGUUCUAGUGGAACCACCGUUUGGCGAACACGCGAUCCCCCCGUUGUUCCCCAACUUGAUCCGAUCUGUUCUGAUCCUCCCGAGCCACAAAAUCUACACAUCCACGAUGUCCCUUGUGCGUUUAAUUGGAGCUGAGGCUCGGCAGAUGGCCAAGCGCUCCUACUCCUCGGCCGCUCCCACCACCAAGCUCUUCAUCGACGGCAAGUUCGUGGAGUCGAAGACCAGCGAGUGGAUCGAUGUACACGACCCGGCCACCAACAAGGUGGUUACCCGCGUGCCGAAGGCCACCAAGGAUGAGAUGCAGACCGCGUUGGAGUCGAACAAGAAGGCGUUCCGCUCGUGGAGCAACCAGUCGAUCCUCACCCGCCAGCAGGUGAUGUUCAAGCUCCAGGCCCUGAUCAAGGCCAACAUGGGUGAGCUGGCCAAGAACAUCACCAAGGAGCAGGGCAAGACCCUGGCCGAUGCCGAGGGCGAUGUCCUCCGUGGCCUUCAGGUGGUGGAGCACUGCUGCAGUAUUCCCUCCCUGCAGAUGGGCGAGACGGUGGCCAAUGUGGCUCGCGACAUGGACACCUAUUCUCUGGUAUUGCCUCUCGGUGUUACCGCUGGAGUGGCUCCCUUCAACUUCCCGGCCAUGAUCCCGCUGUGGAUGUUCCCGGUGGCCAUCACCACCGGCAACACCAUGCUGCUGAAGCCCUCGGAGCGUGUUCCCGGCGCCACUAUGCUGCUGAUGGAGCUCCUGAACGAGGCUGGCUGCCCGCCCGGUGUCGUCAAUGUCAUCCAUGGCCAGCACGAUGCCGUAAACUUCAUCUGCGAUGCUCCCGAGAUCAAGGCCGUGUCCUUUGUGGGCUCCGACCAGGCCGGCAAGUACAUCUAUGAGCGUGCCGGCAAGAACGGCAAGCGUGUCCAGUCAAACAUGGGUGCCAAGAACCACGGUGUCGUCCUGGCCGAUGCCAACAAGGAGAACACCCUCAACCAGUUGGCCGGAGCCGCCUUCGGUGCUGCCGGACAGCGCUGCAUGGCCCUCUCCACCGCUGUCUUCGUGGGUGAUGCCCAGUCCUGGAUCCCCGAUCUGGUGGAGCGCGCCCAGAAGCUGAAGGUGAAUGCUGGACAUGUGCCCGGAACUGAUGUCGGUCCCGUCAUCAGUGCCGCAUCCCGGCAGCGCAUCAACGACCUGAUCGAGUCCGGUGUCAAGGAGGGUGCCAAGCUCGUCCUGGACGGCCGCAAGAUCACAGUGCCCGGCUACGAGGAGGGCUACUUCGUCGGUCCCACCAUCCUCAGCGAUGUCACCCCCAAGAUGAAGUGCUACACCGAGGAGAUCUUCGGCCCGGUGCUGGUCAUCCUCAAGGCCGACACCCUGGACGAUGCCAUCGAUAUUGUGAACGCCAAUCCCUACGGUAAUGGAACCGCUGUCUUCACCACCAACGGUGCCGCUGCCCGCAAGUUUGUCAACGAGAUCGAUGCCGGCCAGGUGGGCGUCAAUGUCCCCAUCCCAGUGCCCCUGCCCAUGUUCUCGUUCACCGGCACCCGCGGCUCCUUCCGCGGCGACCAUCACUUCUACGGCAAGCAGGGCAUCAAGUUCUACACCCAGACGAAGACGGUCACCCAGCUGUGGCGCGAGACGGACGUCACCCACACCCAGGCGGCCGUGGCCAUGCCCACGAUGAAGUAGGAUCCUGGCAGGGUCCUGCUGCCUGUUCCAUGUAUUGAAUUUCUGGAUAUAUUUUGCACAGGACGUAUUUAGAAGCUAGAUACAAUGAAAUUAUUGCAUUUAUUUUUGUGCCUGUUUAUAGAUUUAAGAUUAAGGAAACAAAUUAAUAAUAAAAGCUUGAAAGUGUAACGGA